AUGCUGUUCGGGAUCGAACCACUGAAAACGCGCCUGGAGGAACAGACCCGAAACGCGCCGCCCGCGGACGCCGAGGUUUGGGCGCUGUCGGUGCAAAAGUGCGAGUUCUUCCAUGCCGACGUGCAUGCCGGCAACCUACUCGUCUUGGAGGAUGGACGUGUGGGCUUCAUCGACUUUGGUAUCGUAGGCCGGCUGAGCCCCAAAAUGGCCACAGGCAUCGACCAACUCAACGAGGCCUUGGCGGUGGGGUGGCCCAAUGGGAAAGCCCAAGCGUUGAUCUCCAUGGGCGCCACCGUGGGCGAGGUCAAUGAAGAUGCCUUCGCAGCAGAUAUCGAACAGCUGAUCUCUCGACUAGGAGUGGAGCACAGCAUAUCUUCGGACUCUCAACAGGAGAACACUGAGUACCGACUCACAAACUAUCUCAGAGGCUCUCUGGAGAAUGCCACGGAGAGCACUGUGGACGAGUCCCAGAUUCAGGACAUCGUGCUGGACAUCGCACAGGCAUCGUGGUCCACUGGGGCAUCGUGGUCCACCGGGCUCGGCACGGGCAGUGAGAAGCAAGACACUAUCCCAGACACCACCCAUGGGACUGGCAACUAUGUCGCGGGGAACAACGGCCUGAAACUCCCACGAGAGUUUGGACUUCUCAUCAAACAGUCCCUCUACUUCGACCGCUAUACCAAGCUCUUAGCGCCGGAGCUCAACAUGAUGUCCGACGAGCGCAUCUCCAAGUUCGGCGCCGACGAGCGAGUCCCGCCUGCGGGUGCCGCGAGUCCCGCUCCACGGGAGCUGGAGGUGCGGAGAUGGGGAAAGUGA
Messenger RNA from Durusdinium trenchii, 816 nucleotides. NCBI's taxonomy places the organism in Eukaryota, Dinophyceae, Suessiales, Symbiodiniaceae. The record is from the annotation of a GenBank genome assembly.